CCGCAAUCGCGCCAAUUUGUGUUGCGAGCUUGCCCGGAUAGGGCUUGGACAUUUAGGGCCGGUUAACGCCGCAAAGUGGCCACGCGCGUUUACCGGCUACCUUAAGCCAUCGCUACAAAGCAGCUUUUUUCAUGUAGUUCGGCUUUAAGAUCCGCUAAUCUCAGUUUUCGGCUUGUUGCCUACCAUCUCUGAAUUACUCUUGCACAAUCAUUUUUAGCCUGAAGUUGCUGUAUAGUUAUUCACCUAUAGUGAUGCAAUAUUGCUAACUUCUUAUGUGAAACUUGCGCAAAAGUGAAGUCGAUAGAAGAAUUAGUACUGUCAUAAACUUUGAUUGAUAAAAAUGCAACGUAACUCGAUUUUCAAGGUAACGCUCUGUUCUGUUAAAAUCAGCAAAAUCCAGCAAAGUUCUCAAACAAAUUUCAUCAAAAAAUGCGUCUCAACUUCAGCAGUUUUGAAUUGUCCGAAACCUGUAAUGCCAACAGGUCCGGUGGCCAAAUCGUUUACACAAACUCCCAAACUUACAUACGAAGAACUUCUUAAUAUGAAAAAGGACAAAAUAAACAGAUCGCUUCAACCCUACUACAAAAAACCUCUUGUAGUGUCAUCAGCCAGUAUGCAAUGGAUAUUUGACUUGGACAAGAAAAGGUACCUGGAUUUCUUCGGAGGAAUCGUUACGGUUUCGGUUGGACAUUGUCACCCAAGAUUAGUUAAGGUCCUGAAAGACCAAGCUCAGACUCUAUGGCACACAACAGCUAUUUAUACUCAUCCGCAAAUCAUAACUUAUGCUGAAAAAUUAGCCUCAAAGUUUCCGGACCCUUUGAGCGUAGUUUAUUUCGUCAAUUCGGGGUCUGAGGCGAACGACAUGGCAAUUCUUUUGGCACGUCUCGCUAGUGGCAACUCGGAUUUAUUGGCCUUGAGAAAUGGGUAUCACGGAAUGAGUCUUGGAACCAUGGGCUUGACAGCAGUUCCGAAGUGGAACUACAAUGUUCCGAACAGACAUAACAUUGUACACCUGGGAAUGAGAGUUGAUCCUUAUCAAGGACCUUAUGGGGGUCAAAACUGCCGCGAUAGCAUCUCACAAGUCCUGGGACGGCCUUGUGAUUGUGGUCAAGGUCAAUGCAAAGCUUCGGAGUUGUAUGUUCAAGAGUUUCAAGAUACUGUGUCUUACAUGACGAGUGGAAAAAUUGCCGGGUUCAUCGCGGAAUCAAUUCAUGGAGUCGGAGGUGCCGUUCAGCUUCCGAAAGGGUUCGUUAAAGGUGCGUUUGAACUAACUCGAAAGCACGGCGGGGUUUGCAUUUCAGACGAAGUUCAGACAGGCUUCGGAAGACUCGGAACUCAUUUCUGGGGGUUCGAAUCUCACGAUGUUGUUCCAGAUAUUGUUGUAAUGGCAAAAGGAAUUGGAAACGGUGUCCCACUAGCAGCAGUUGUAACUACUCCAACAAUAGCCAGUAACUUAACUCGCGCUCUUUAUUUCAACACCUACGGAGGAAAUCCGCUUUGUUGUGCUGUUGGUGAAGAAGUUUUGAACGUCAUUGAAGAUGAAAGUUUGCAGCAAAACGCAGACUACCUUGGCACGAAGUUACUUCUCGGGCUCAUGGAGUUGCGAGAUGAGUUUGAAAUUGUUGGUGAUGUUCGUGGAAAAGGAUUAAUGGUCGGAGUUGAAAUGGUCGAGGAAAAGGAAUCAAGGAAACCCCUGAAUUCGGAGAAGUUUUUGAAGAUUUUUGAGGAAAUGAAAGAUUUGGGACUUCUGCUUGGAAAAGGCGGGCCAAAUGGCUCUGUGUACAGGCUUAAACCUCCUAUGUGUAUUACAGAUGCCGAUGUUGACUUCGCGUUAGACGUUAUGCGACAUGUUUUGACAAAUAACUCAUGAAAACUGAUUUGGUGACAGCCAGAUAUUUUUAUUAUACCCAUUCCAAAUUAUCUAUCUUGAUUUGUAUGGCAGAGAUGAUUAGAAAAGAAACUGAGAGUUUACAGCAGCUGUCAUUGUAGAGGUAGAGUGUUAGAGAUAACGUUCUGAAAAUUGGUCUAAAACAAAAAACAUAGUUGUAAAAAAAUAAAUAUCGAUAUCAGAG
Molecule: messenger RNA, 2072 nt
Organism: Symsagittifera roscoffensis
Lineage: Eukaryota; Metazoa; Xenacoelomorpha; Acoela; Convolutidae
Product: alanine--glyoxylate aminotransferase 2, mitochondrial-like
Exons: 1
Coding region: 341-1870 (509 amino acids)
Biological process (GO): glyoxylate catabolic process
Cellular component (GO): mitochondrion
Molecular function (GO): pyridoxal phosphate binding; L-alanine:glyoxylate transaminase activity
Source: RefSeq, a predicted model, not a curated record